AUUCACGGAUUCGAUGGUUUUCUCAGUUUUCCACGCUAGGCAGACUUCGAAUGACUUGUCGAAUGGCACACUGCUUUCCCAUUCUCAAUUCUGGUUCAUUAAUAUUCGUAUCUUAAUUCCGAAACCCAAAGUUCUGAACCGAGAAUGUGCGAGUGUUGUCUGUACUCGUACUUAUCUUAUAUCUAGUGACCAGUGUAUUUUUUGCUGGCAUAGUGGAUUUAAGAAGUGGAGUUCGCCGUUGGAGUGUUAUUAGUGUACUUACCUAUGUAUCAGUGGUGUUUAGCUUGGGUGGAUGUGAAGGAGGAUUCCGCGCGUAAGAUUGGCACUGUUGGAAAAUAGCUAGUAUUGGAUGGUAUUAGAAGCUUGAUCGGUUCGCUGACGCUGAAAAGGGCUGAUGAUCUGCAUCUGAGCUCUGUCACUUUGCUUUGAGCCUUCGACUUAUCAAUAAGUCUCUGCCGAGGGGAAGCCACCGCGCUGCCGACUUUCCUUGUAUCAAAAUAUCAAGUGGCGUGAUCUCGUAGUCUGCCAGCCAGGGUUCGGAAUAAGCAUACAUUUGUGGGCAGUGAACUGAUUUGCGCCUGAGUGUAAGAAGAUUGAGCCUAACUGGCGUGGCUGUUGCGAGAUAUUAUCAUAAUAUCGGCCACAGUCAUUGGAAUAUCGUACCACCUGAUCCAUGAUCUGAUAGUUUUUGCAGCUUCGGGAUCUACCAUUUUAUUUCCCUUCACCUGGACGUCGAUCACAGCGUUCGCACCCCUGCCACCCCAUAACUGUUGUUUUCGUCUGUCUGGUUGUAGCCCUCUCGUCGUUCACCGAACCACGUCUCCCGCUCUUGAUCAAAUAUGGACAAGGCUGUGCGGCAGCUGUUCGCGGCCGAUCCCGCGGAUGAGACCUGCGGGAAGACAGAGCGCGGUGUGACGUAUGUCAAGCAGCGUUCGGAAGCCCCUGGCUUCCCCAAGGGCUGGUACCGCGAAGAGAUGGUCCGCUCGGGGGCGGGCGUGGUCAAUCCGGGCCAGAAACUGGUCUACUACUACGCGCCCGACGGCACCAAGUUCCGCUCCAAAGCCGACCUGGCGCGCUUCUUCGGCACGCGCCUGGAUCUCUCCAAUCUCGACUUCAAGACGGGCAAGAUGCUCAGCAACUACCCCUACACCUCCGGCAAUGCCGCUGCGGCCGGGGGUGCUCCCGGGGCCGGUGGAGCGAUGCGCAAGCCCCACGUCAACAGUGCCGCCCGCAGCGGCCCCCUCACGCGCAACGGCGCUGGAAGCAGUCUGGCGACGCUGCAGAAGCUGCUAGAGGCCCCGGUGCGCCAGUGCACUUGCAUCUAUAACCAGAAGGUCAAAGUGGUGGAAAGCGCCGGACAGAAUGUCUGCCGUGAGGCUAGAGAUCUUCCCAAGGCCAUCACCACCCACCUCCCCAGAAACCUCAAGCCCAAGCCUUUGCAGGUGUUCUGGGCGAAACGCCUGGAGGACUACGAAGCCAGUGACAUGGAUCUGGAUCUGAAGGGGACGCAGCAGCUGCCUAAAGGUUUUAAAGCGGCGACCAGCAUCAUCCGCGACUCGACUGCUAUCGCCAGCUUGGCGGCGGCCAUCUACAACGCCAGCAACCAGGGCUACAUGGGCUCCGACAACUGCAGCGUCUUGGGCCAGUCAGCGCCCGCGGAAAAGAUGCGCUCCCAUCCCGACGUCCACGUCAAUCCCUACCAGCCUUUGACCGUGGCCAUGAAGGUCACUCCGCAGCUGAUCGAGGAGCAGGAACUGCAAGUGCAGCGUCUGCGCCAAGACCUCAGCGCUCUCAUGGCCAAGCAGCACAAAGAGCGCGCCUGCUGAAGCGGAAAUCCCGCCUGACCGGUUGUUCUUGUACUGAAUCUUCUGCUGCAACGCCCCUCCUUCGCCUUUUCCUUUUCUUCACUACUAAAUUGCUGAUCCAAACUAACUGGUUGGUUAAGUACUCACUGGGCGUCGCAUGGUGCUGCCAGUCCGUUAUGUGCUUCUGCCGCCCAAAAUAAUUGGAUGGGAUCUGGUGCAGCGCCUUCUACGUUGGGGACACUUUAACAUUGAUUUCAGCCAACUUUUUUGUACCUUACCUCGCGCGUGCCGCUGCUCAGUGCAGCACUGUGCUAACGCUGCAUGCUUCUCUUCGUUUUGGUGGUCCUCUUUACAGUAUACUAUCCUGUCUUUUUAUCAGGCUUCCUUCGAUAAACGGUGUGCGGUUGUUUUGUUUAAGAUUGCACAAUAACGCCGAACUAACAUUUACUUAUAAUUCAUGUGCUUACGCUGUUAUUUCUGUGCGUUUUUUGCUACUGUUUUCGCUUUAAGUCCCAAGUCUCCUGUAAAAUUAAAAAGCCAUCUGAUUG
This is a messenger RNA of Paramacrobiotus metropolitanus, 2353 nucleotides long. RefSeq names its product methyl-CpG-binding domain protein 3-like. Gene Ontology annotation, molecular function: DNA binding. Bases 840 to 1826 code for a protein of 328 amino acids. The record is from RefSeq and is a predicted model, not a curated record. NCBI's taxonomy places the organism in Eukaryota, Metazoa, Tardigrada, Eutardigrada, Parachela, Macrobiotidae. The transcript has 5 exons.